AUGGGUUCCCUGGCCACCCCUGCAGGCCUCUCAGAAGGGGUGGUGCGUGCAAAUGCCAGCGACAACUUCAUCGCAGCCUUGACGCUGCUACGAGCCCCCAUGACCGCCCGCCUCGGCUGCUUCAGGAGCCUCCGAGCUGGUCUCCGGCUCCCUCUGCCCAGCCCACUCUCCACUCUGCAACCAAGCUCUGCAUCCCAGGAGACCGACACCUACAGACUGCAGCACGCAGCAGCCUUGAUCCCUGGCAUCCUGCCAGGCAGUAGCGAGGGUGGCCCUUUAUAUUUGCGCCCUGGGCGGCAGGCCCCCCUCGGCGGGGCGGGGCGGCGGGGCGGGGACCCCCCAUCUCCAUCCCCGCCGUCCCUGGGGCCGGCUCCCGGUCUGAGCCCGCCGGGCCCCACCUUCCUCCGCGCUCCUUCUCCUCCUCCUCCGCCACCUGCUUCUCGCCCUCCUCGGUCCCGCCCAGCGCGCUGGCAGCCGGCUCCCCGGGGCUGGAAGAGAGGGGGCGAAGGAAGCCACACGAAGGGCGGGGCGGCGGGAGGAGGGGACCCGGGCUGGCGAGGACGGCGGCGGCGGCGGGCGCGGGCGGGCGGGCGCGGCGCGGGCAUGGACGCCGAGUACCCGGCCUUCGAGCCCCCGCUCUGCAGCGAGCUCAAGCACCUGUGCAAGCGGCUCCAGGAGGCGUACCGGGAGCUGAAGGAGGACCUCACGCCUUUCAAAGAUGACCGCUACUACAGGCUGGCGCCCAUGCGGCUGUACACGCUCUCCAAGCGCCACUUUGUCCUCGUGUUCGUCGUCUUCUUCGUCUGUUUCGGCCUGACCGUGUUCGUCGGGAUCAGAGGGCCCAAAGUGAUCCAGACUUCUGCAGCUAAUUUUUCACUAAAUAAUAGCAAAAAGCUAAAGCCAAUUCAAAUGCUUUCCAAUCCACUGUCUACAUAUAAUCAGCAACUGUGGCUGACAUGUGUUGUCGAGCUGGAUCAAUCAAAAGAAACGUCUAUUCAGACGAGCUUCCCCAUGACCGUUAAAGUCGACGGCGUGGCUCAGGACGGAACCACCGUGUUCGUUCACAACAAGGUUCACAAUCGGACCAGGACCCUCACGUGUGCAGAGAAAUGUGCGGAAAUUAUCGUGGCUCACCUCGGCUACCUGAAUUACACCCAGUAUACGGUGCUUGUGGUGGAACACCUGAAGCUGCCCAUCAAGGACGUGAAUUUCACCUGGAAGACUUAUGACCCUGCGUUUUCGCAGUUGGAAAUUUGGUUCCGAUUCGUCUUCGUGGUGCUUACCUUCGUUGUCACUUGCCUGUUCGCCCACUCCCUCCGGAAGUUUUCCAUGCGAGACUGGGGCAUCGAGCAGAAGUGGAUGUCCAUCCUGCUGCCUCUGCUGCUGCUUUACAAUGACCCCUUCUUCCCGCUGUCCUUCCUGGUGAACAGCUGGUUCCCGGGGAUGCUGGACGACCUCUUCCAGUCUGUGUUCCUGUGCGCCCUGCUGCUCUUCUGGCUGUGCGUGUACCACGGGAUCCGGGUGCAGGGAGAAAGGAAAUGUUUGACUUUCUAUGUGCCCAAAUUCUUCAUUGUUGGACUGUUGUGGUUGGCCUCCGUUACGCUCGGGAUAUGGCAGACAGUUAAUGAAUUGCACGAUCCAAUGUACCAAUAUCGAGUUGACACAGGAAAUUUUCAGGGAAUGAAGGUUUUCUUCAUGGUGGUGGCCGCCGUGUACAUCCUAUACCUUCUGUUCCUGGUGGUGCGGGCCUGCUCCGAGCUGCGGCACAUGCCUUAUGUAGAUCUCAGGUUAAAAUUUUUGACUGCAUUGACUUUUGUAGUGCUUGUUAUUAGCAUCGUCAUCCUUUAUUUAAGGUUCGGGGCACAAGUAUUACAGGACAAUUUUGUAGCUGAACUGUCAACUCACUACCAGAAUUCAGCCGAGUUCUUAUCUUUCUAUGGCUUGUUGAACUUUUACCUCUACACCCUGGCCUUUGUGUACUCGCCCUCGAAGAACGCCCUGUACGAGUCUCAGCUGAAGGACAACCCCGCGUUCUCCAUGCUCAAUGACUCGGACGACGAGGUCAUCUACGGGAGCGACUAUGAAGAGAUGCCCCUGCAGAACGGCCAGGCCAUUCGGGCCCAGUACAAGGAGGGAUCCGAGAGUGACUGAGCCCCAAGGCCGCCUGCCCCACGGUGACCGCUUCCGGUCUCCCUGGACCUGCCUGUGCGCAGACCUGUCCUACGAGCAGAUUUCCUGGUCCUUCUUUGUUUACAUAUUUUUGAAAGGAAAACCAAAACCGAGGACAGAUUGGAACAUGGGGCCAAAAUGUACUGUUAGACCAGCUGCAUUUAAACAGUCAACUCACUCGUCCAAGAUUUCAGAUUCGAGCUAGCAAUUUUCAGUGAUGAGAAAGAAAUCCCUCCUAUCUUUAGUAGGGCGAAUUAUGUACUUUACAAGAAGUGACUAAUUCCAAGUUCCUGGAAAGCCCUUAUGCGUAAGGCCCACAGCCGGCUGGCAUUCCUCUCCUCCCUUCCUUCCGGCCACCACGGUGUGGGGUUUUGACCCUUUCACCUCCAAGGGCAGCCUGUUUCUGUGGCUGCCCCACGAGGGCGGUCCUCCCCCACUGAGAGGCCUGGAUGACCACGUGUCUCAGGUGAUGGGUGACUCGUGUCGUUGCUGUGUGAAAUGUGUGGGCACAUGACGGCUCUUUAGGGCAGGGAGGUGGGUGGGCAGGUUCCAGCCCCUCACCGCCACCCGAGCAGAGCUGGUGUCUUGGAGUUCUGAGGCCGCUUCCAUCAGGCUCAUGAAGAAGAAGUCAGAUGAUUGACGGCUUGUCAGCUCCAGUGGGAAGAGUCUUGUGCCAGAGUUCUCCAUGGGCCUGCGUGUGCCCGUGUGUAAUGCAUGUGAGCGAUGCAUACAUGAGUGUGAAAGGCGUCCCUGUGCCGGGGGAAGGGAGGAGGGAAGUCACUACAAGUCCAGAGAGCAGUAGUUUCUGCGACUCUGUUAAAUAGGAUACUCAGUAGAGCUUUUUUUUUUUUUUAAUAAAAGCUAAACAAGUGAUUGCUGUAACACUACAGAUUCAUUAUUGCCAAAAAAGGUUCCAGCUUCACAUUUGGAAGCCAGAGGAAAGAAAGGCAGACGUUUCAGGUGGCUCACAGAGGAACAUCUUCAGGGCGAAGGUACCUUGUCGAGAACCAUCCCGCCUGGCCGGCUCUCGUGGUCAGGUGAACAGACCUGCUCUGGGUAAGUCCUCUGGAGUUGCUGAGCCUGUGGCCUCGUCGAAGGGCCUGGAGAGGUCCGUCCUCUUAGCUGAGGACUCAGGUAGAAGUCCCACAUGGUCUCCUUUGCUUUGCUUUCUUUUGACGGUAACUUCUCUCGACCUGUUCACCCGCGAUCUCUGUGGACGUCCUGAUGGACGCCAUCCGGGCAGACGGAGAGGUGACGGGUCCGCGCUGCAUCAGCACCUCCGUUCGGCUCCUCUCUGCACGAACUCUCCAGUUACACUCACAGCUACAGUCCACUGGAGGUGGUGCGGGACCCUCGAGAGGUUCGUGAGACUGUUCACGACGACUUCGUAUCUCUAAUUUAAACUUUAAUGAUAAUGUCCCUUUAAUAAGGAUUCCAUUUGUAUUUGUUUUUAAAACCUUGUAAAUAAGAAUGUUUGAACUAAAACGUUGUGUUAUUGCAAGGGUAGUUCGAGUUUACAUGGGUUUUACAUUGGCAAUGAUGUGAUCACUUUUUUUGAUUCUGUGUAUUCAGAGGUAUUGAAAACAAUUUCCUGUUACUAAAUUUUACAACUUCUAUUAAGUCUAACUAUAAAUAAUUUUAUGUAAAUUGAUGAAAACUUGAGCUGAUUAAUGUAUUCUGGUAUGAUGUUUAUGAGUUUUAAUCAUUGUAAUUGUCCAUAAUUUGGAAUGCUGUUAUUUAUCAGUAAGUGUAGAAUAUCCGAGGCAUUUAGCUGCACACGUUAGGUGUUUUAGCACUUGUCCUUGUCCUGUAGUACAAUUAUUAACUGACUGAUGUCUUCGUGUGUUGAUUCUUGGCCACAAGUCAAUGAAAUUAGAAAUAUGGGCGUAUUUAUUUACUUUUUAUAACUAAGUUGGAAAUAAGGAAAAAUUACAAAAGAAAGCACAUACGAGGAAAUGGUUAUUAAAUCAUGCAUUUUUAA
This is a messenger RNA of Sus scrofa (pig), 4150 nucleotides long. It is a transcript of the gene TMEM181, whose product is annotated as transmembrane protein 181. Lineage: Eukaryota; Metazoa; Chordata; Mammalia; Artiodactyla; Suidae. The record is from RefSeq and is a predicted model, not a curated record. Gene Ontology annotation, molecular function: toxic substance binding.